This is a messenger RNA of Fimicolochytrium jonesii, 1767 nucleotides long. RefSeq names its product major facilitator superfamily domain-containing protein. Gene Ontology annotation, biological process: transmembrane transport. NCBI's taxonomy places the organism in Eukaryota, Fungi, Chytridiomycota, Chytridiomycetes, Spizellomycetales, Powellomycetaceae. The record is from RefSeq and is a predicted model, not a curated record. The transcript has a single exon. The coding region runs from base 115 to 1653 and encodes 512 amino acids. Gene Ontology annotation, molecular function: transmembrane transporter activity. Gene Ontology annotation, cellular component: membrane.
GAAAGAGACGAAUCGGCCAUCACGUAAAUGAAGAUCGCGGCCUGUUUUCGCGUUGUUGACUGAGCUUAUCCUCACAGACAUCCCCCUUUCUGCAGAUGGUUCUCGCUUUCGUAUAUGGCCGUGUUUAUACCACUGACACUCGUGGCAUCGUGGGUCAUUGAUGUCUACGGCCUACGUGCCGGAUUGCUACUCGGAACGCUUCUGAACGUCGUCGGGGCAUGGAUUAGGUACGCGUCGUCAAGUCUUCCCGGCGUGGAUGGGAGAUUUGCUCUGGCGUUCGUGGGCCAGGUGUUGUCGGCCACCGCGCAGCCUUUCAUCCUUGCUGCACCACCAAAGAUUGCGAAUAUCUUUUUCCCGAUGAACGAGCGGGCGUUGGCGGAUGGAGUUAUGAACAUCGCCAAUCCGAUUGGAGCCGCGGUCGCCCUCGUCACCGUCCCGAUGGUCGUGGACUCGAAGCCCGAGAAUAUCCCGUCCGCUCUGCUCGUCGCGGCCAUAGUCGCUAGUCUACCGGUUCCGUUCUCCUGGUUUCUGUUCAGAGACGGCCCACAUUCCACCACGUCGGUGGGCUUUCUGAGACGAAGCAGUGGGACCACAGAGGACCCACCAUCUCCAUCGAAAGGCAUUACAAGCCCCCAUUCCGCGAUGGUUCCGCCCCACCCGGAACCUGCGCCGGCCGGCCACACGUUGACAAGAGCAGAAUUCAUGGUGUGUGUUCAUAAGCUAGUCAACGAUCCUCAGUACAUCAAGCUGAUGAUCGGGUUCGGCGUCGCCAUCGGCAUCUUCAACACCUUCGUUUCCGAGUUGUCCUUCAUCGCUGGGGAGGUCGGGUAUUCGGAAGACGAGGCGGGAUACGUCGGGUUUGCGGCUAUCAUUUGCGGGAUUUUUGGAUCGCUGGCUGCAUCUGUAUUUCUGGACCGGGCGUAUCGGUUCGAGUACUUCCGCGCACGUGCUCCGGCGAACGUAGCAUCCCUUUCCAAGCCGUCGUCUACGACGGAUCUUCCAACUGUUGCACCCACCCCCCUUGCGGCGAUACCACAAACUCCUGCUAGUGUCAAGAAAAAUGGAUGGUAUCACCCAGUGUCUCCACAUUCAUUCAUCUUCAAGACCGCCUACGCGUUAGCCUACCUCUCCCUCAUCGCCUUCUCAGCAUCCAUGCGUGAAAACAACCUCGCCCUCCUCAUGCUCUUCUCCGCCAUAUUCGGGUUCGCUGCAUUCGCCGUCCUCCCCACCUCGCUUGAACUCAUGGUUGAGAUUACCUACAUCAAGCCGGAGCGUUUGAGCAGCGCCAAUGUUGCCCACACAGAGGUUGUAGCGCCGCCGCUUUCCGCAGCGGGAGUGGAAGGGAUCGGUGCGUCGGGUUUAUGGGCCACCGGUCAGAUCUUUGGGUUGGUUAUGGCGCUCGUCACGGAUGGGAUAAGACGGGGCGUCGGGGCGGACAAUGUCCGCGGAUAUGAGGUCUGGGUUAUGCCCGUUGUUGGGAUUCUGGGCGUUUCGCUCGGUAUCGCGACGACUGUGAGGAUGAAGAGGUUGUGGGCGGAGGCGCAAGCGGAAGCCAGUAACGCGGACGUUCGAAUGAGAGAGCAAGAGGUGGAAGUUGGUGGAACUACAGUCGGAACUGCACAAUUUGGAUCGGGCGCUGUGGAUACGAAGUGAUGUUGCAAAAGACAUGUAUACCCUUACUAUCACUCGAAUUGCUGUUUUAGAUGGGACUGAAGCUGCUUUUUGUACAUAUUUUGAUAAUGAGCAAAGCGCUGGCUGCUAUCUUAG